CGCUCUAUGUACUACAUGCUACAUGUACGCAGUCGGUGGGCGCGUGCGCCAAUUUUAUCAUUGGCAGCUGUUGUGACCUGAGAGAAAAGUAAACGCGGCGCAGAUCAUGUUUGCGACAUACCUUUCUUCUCGUGCCUUUUCUUCGUCUUCCAUCGCGCGGACAGCAAUUAAGCAUGUUGUUGUCGUCGGAGGCGGGUCCAUGGGAGCCGGGAUCGCGCAGGUUGCCUCCCAAACGGGCCACCAAGUUGUCCUUGUUGAUGUCUCGAAGGAAGUCCUCGACAAGUCCAAGGCACGCAUCGAGGAAAGUCUGAAACGGGUUGCGAAGAAAAAAUUCGUAGAAGACAAGAAGGCAAGAGAAGAGUUCGUGCAGAAGACAUUAUCUAGUAUAGCAUUGAGCACCUCUGCAGAUGAGGCUGUCAAGAACACUGACCUGGUUGUGGAGGCUAUAGUUGAGAACAUUGAUGUCAAAAAGAAGCUUUUUGCAGCACUCGACAAGGCAGCUGGCCCGUCUACCAUAUUUGCAAGCAACACCUCAUCACUUCCCAUCUCAGAAAUUGCUAGCAGCACAUCAAGAAAAGAUCGUUUUGGUGGCCUUCAUUUCUUCAAUCCUGUGCCAGUGAUGAAACUUCUAGAGGUUGUACGCAUCUCGGAGACAAGUGAAGAUACGUUCCAAAAAAUGCAAGCAUGGGGCAAGGCACUCGGCAAGACUACUGUCGUGUGCAAGGACACUCCGGGAUUUAUUGUUAAUAGGCUACUGGUUCCAAGUCUUAUGGAGGCAGUACGAAUGCUGGAGCGAGGUGAUGCCACUGCCCAGGAUAUAGACAUUGCCAUGAAGCUGGGUGCUGGUCACCCAAUGGGUCCUUUUGAAUUAACUGACUACGUUGGUCUUGAUGUCACCAAGUUCAUUAUUGAUGGUUGGCACAAACGAUUUCCAGACAAUCCUCUGUUCAAGCCAUCACCAUACUUGGACAAGUUGGUACAAGAAGGAAAGCUUGGAGUCAAAACUGGGGAGGGUUUUUACAAGCACGGCAAGAAGUAAAAUGGAAAGGAAAGAGUACUUUUAUUGCAAGAGAAAUGGAUCAAAGAUAAAUGAGUAUAUAUUUUUAUAUAAA
Rhipicephalus sanguineus (brown dog tick) is the source of this 1112-nucleotide messenger RNA. Its product is annotated as hydroxyacyl-coenzyme A dehydrogenase, mitochondrial. Gene Ontology annotation, cellular component: mitochondrion. The record is from RefSeq and is a predicted model, not a curated record. Gene Ontology annotation, molecular function: (3S)-3-hydroxyacyl-CoA dehydrogenase (NAD+) activity; NAD+ binding. The transcript has 8 exons. The coding region runs from base 107 to 1039 and encodes 310 amino acids. NCBI's taxonomy places the organism in Eukaryota, Metazoa, Arthropoda, Arachnida, Ixodida, Ixodidae. Gene Ontology annotation, biological process: fatty acid beta-oxidation.